Molecule: messenger RNA, 1503 nt
Organism: Cornus florida
Lineage: Eukaryota; Viridiplantae; Streptophyta; Magnoliopsida; Cornales; Cornaceae
Product: nucleoside diphosphate kinase 4, chloroplastic-like
Exons: 13
Coding region: 54-1295 (413 amino acids)
Biological process (GO): GTP biosynthetic process; CTP biosynthetic process; UTP biosynthetic process
Molecular function (GO): nucleoside diphosphate kinase activity
Source: RefSeq, a predicted model, not a curated record
AUAGGUUCGACUUCCGUUUGUGGGCUCAAGGGAAACUAAGUGGUGCUGCGGCAAUGUUGAAAUUGUUUAGUCUACCAGGGCUGCCAUGGGGAUCUGGUACUGAUAAUGAGGAAAAGGUUGUGCUAACUGCUGCAGAAGUAGAAUCCCUUCGAUCAGAACUUGCUCAUUUAGAAGAAAGAGAAGCUCAUUUGAAAGCUCAGUUGGAACACAUUGAUGAAAUUUUGCGAUAUGCUCGUCUGUCUGGCUAUUUAUACAUUCGGAGUAGAUGGGCAGCAUUACCCGGAGAACCUCCUCCUAUUGAUGAUGUUGAUGUUGAUGACUGGCUUCCACGAUUUGUUGUCCUUAAUGGGCCAUGUAUCUUCUUCUAUCUGCUGUCUACAGAUUUGAGUCCUCAGGACUCGACUCUACUAUCUGAUGUAACUGAAGUAGGUCCUCUCCCAAGCUUUACGCCUGAAGAUGAUGAUACACGAUAUUCCUUCUAUAUUUUAACUCGUCAUGGACUACGGUAUGAGUGCUCAAGUGUUUCAAAAAUGCAGGCGGACUCUUGGUUGAUGGCUCUGCAAACUGAUUGCGAAUUGAGACCUGAUAAAACACUUUGCAGAUCUGCUUCGAAAGCUGCGAGGUCUCUAAUCACUGCUUCAAAACGCAGCUCUCAUGUUUUGGCCGAAGGUAAAGCAGCAGCUGCAGUGGCAGCCAUUUCACUCCGAGGAAAGGUGCCCUCUUUAGCUUCAUAUGGGGGGGCCAAUUCCGGGAACGCAUCUAGAGGAUGGAUUUCUGGACUCCUUGCCCUUCCUGCAGCAGCUUAUAUGCUUCAGGAGCAGGAGGCACAUGCUGCUGGGAUGGAGCGCACUUUCAUUGCUAUCAAGCCUGAUGGAGUGCAAAGAGGGCUGAUUGCAGAAAUCAUAUCACGUUUUGAGCGCAAAGGAUUUAAGCUUGUGGCGAUCAAGAUAGUGGUACCUUCAAAGGAAUUUGCUGAGAAGCAUUAUCAUGAUCUCAAGGAAAGACCUUUCUUUAAUGGCCUGUGCCAAUUCCUUGCCUCUGGCCCUGUUAUUGCAAUGGUUUGGGAAGGUGAGGGUGUAAUAAAAUAUGGUCGCAAACUUAUUGGAGCCACUGAUCCCCAGAAAUCAGAACCUGGAACCAUCAGAGGCGACCUAGCUGUUGUUGUUGGGAGAAACAUCAUCCAUGGGAGUGAUGGCCCUGAGACUGCCAUAGAUGAAAUCAACCUAUGGUUCAAGCCAGAUGAGUUGGUUAAUUACACUAGCAACUCAGAGAAGUGGGUCUAUGGAAACAACUGAUUUAGUUUUUUGUUCAAUUAUUCGGCAAUCUAGGCCCCUCAUGAAGAGUGGAGACAGAAAAUUAAAUGAUCAGAAUAAGAUGGUUUUUAUUUAUAUGUGAGUUGCAACAUUGCUUCGCUACAAACUAUCAGCGAAAUUGAAUCACUACAAUAAUCUAUUUUGCCCUCUUUGUUAAAAAAAAAAAAAAAAAAAAAAAAAAACCCAAAAA